CUGAACAAACAGUGUAUGAAAGUGUUUACUGUUUAAACAUAGAGCUAUUCAACACUGAUUUGAUUAAGAAAAUAACACUCAGAGCAGCUUUAAGCUGUAGCAGACAAGCAUUUGUUUAAAUGUUCACACAGUUAAAGCUUUGGAAAACAAUUUGAAAACUUGAUUCCUGAAACGGGUAAAAACAACAAAUCAGGUCAUGGAAGUAGUAAAACUUGAAGUUGAUGCGUGUCUACUAAUCUUUCCUGUUCCGAUUCUUGAAACGCACACCAGCACGCUGCUGCAAACAUGAUUGCACUGAGAUGAGGGGAAUGAGAGUAAAGGGUAACAACCCAGGAGCGUCUGGAUCUGACCCACAUAUGACAGAUACAGUGUUGUGCAACAACAAGAGAGGGGCAGGGCAACGGGUUGCUUUUCAGAAUUACAACAGGAAAGGAGCAGUGUCACAAAACACAGCAGGGUAACCAGCAGCGAUCAGAAUGUCGUUUGAUCCGAAGAUGACAGAUGUACCCUCUCGACCAGAACUGUUUGAGUUCCGUGGCGUCUCCAUGACCCACUAUUUCACCAACAACUGGGAGAACAUUCAAAACUUUCAGGCCAGGCCAGAUGAUAUACUCAUUGCAACAUACCCCAAAGCAGGGACCACGUGGGUCUCCUUGAUCCUUGACUUGCUGUAUUUUGGCAAAACAGCCCCAGAGCGUCAGACGUCCUUCCCAAUCGAACAUAGAGUGCCUUUCUUGGAGAUCAACAUCCCGUCUAUGUUUCAAGGAAUUGACAUGGCAGAAAACCUCCCCACCUCUCCACGGCUCAUUAAAACUCAUUUUCCAGUUCAGUUUGUGCCAAAAUCCUUCUGGGAGCAAAACUGCAAGGUGGUCUACGUGGCCCGAAAUGCCAAAGACAAUAUGGUGUCUUUUUUUCACUUUGAUCGCAUGAACAUGGCCGAGCCGGAGCCUGGCGACUGGAACAGCUACUUCCACAGAUUCAUGGAGGGAAAGAUGGUGUUUGGAUCCUGGUAUGACCAUGUGACCAACUGGUGGAAGAAGAAACAGACCUACUCAAACAUCCAUUACAUGUUCUACGAAGACAUGAUCGAGGACACUGGCCGGGAAAUAGACAAACUCUGCUCCUUUCUUGGUUUGUCUCCUUCGGCCGAGGAGAAGAAACAAAUCACAGGUGGAGUGCAGUUUGACACCAUGAAGAAGAACGACAUGGUCAACCAUUGCACAAUUCCAAUUAUGGAUUUCAAAAUUUCUCCUUUCAUGAGAAAAGGGAAGGUCGGUGACUGGAAGAACCAUUUCACUGUGGCCCAGAAUGAAGAGUUUGAGGAAGACUACAAGAAAAAGAUGAAGGACCUCACACUUGAGUUCCGCACUGAAGUCUGAACGGGACUGAACAGGGGUGUAUGUGGAGACUGGUCCACAACUGACUAGAUGAUUCCGUUUUUUUUCUGUAUGCUGUGCAAAUGCAACAUUACAUGUAAAGGUAGCCUACAUUUUGUGGAAUCUGUCAACAUGUUGGAAAAAGUGCUCAUAAUCAGAGAUAAUAAAGAGGUUUAUCAAUGAG
Acanthopagrus latus (yellowfin seabream) is the source of this 1560-nucleotide messenger RNA. RefSeq names its product cytosolic sulfotransferase 3-like. Gene Ontology annotation, biological process: sulfation. Gene Ontology annotation, molecular function: sulfotransferase activity. Bases 477 to 1379 code for a protein of 300 amino acids. Gene Ontology annotation, cellular component: cytoplasm. The record is from RefSeq and is a predicted model, not a curated record. The transcript is spliced from 8 exons. NCBI's taxonomy places the organism in Eukaryota, Metazoa, Chordata, Actinopteri, Spariformes, Sparidae.